AUGCCGAAAGUCAUUCUCGCCAUCAACGCCGGAUCGUCAUCCGUCAAGGUCUCUGUGUAUUCAUAUUCAACUUCCACAGAAGAACCGAAGCAACUCGCAGACAUUCAAGUCGCCGGCCUCACUGCACCACCUGCCACUUUGACUUAUUCCCGUGGCGAGCAACAUGUCAAGAAUCAAAAGCUAUCCGACUUUGAUGUCUCAUCUCAAGAAUCCGCCUAUGAGUACAUCCUCAACCAUCUAACGAAGGACUCUGGUCUGCAAGAGCUGCAGCAUCCCGAUGAUAUCGAGUUUGCUUGCCACCGAAUCGUCCAUGGAGGAGACUAUGCAAAGCCGACGAGGAUCGACCAAGACACCUAUCAUCAUCUGGAGGAACUGUCCGAUCUGGCUCCACUGCAUAACGCAGGUGCCUUGACGAUUGUAAAGGCAGUGCACAAGAAAUGUCCCAAAGCUGUAAACGUAGCGUUCUUCGACUCGGCCUACCACAGCACCAUUCCAAUCGCAGCUCGAACGUAUGCAAUCGACCCCAAGGUCGCCUCACACAAUAAGCUUCGCAAGUACGGCUUUCAUGGGCUAUCCUACGCCUUCAUCACACGAUCUGUAGCCGCCCACUUUUCCAAACCUGAAAGCGAUACCAACAUCAUCGCCCUCCACCUUGGGUCUGGCUGCUCGGCAACAGCAGUCCGCAAUGGCCAAAGUCUGGACAACUCCAUGGGUCUUACACCUCUGGCUGGACUUCCUGGAGCUACGAGAUCAGGAGACGUUGACCCUAGUCUGAUUUUCCACUUCACUCACGAAGCCGGAAAAUUGAGCCCAAGCAGUACAAAGGACAUGAGCAUCACUACCGCCGAGGAGAUCCUGAACAAGAAGUCCGGCUGGCAAGUCUUGACAGGAACCACAGACUUCGGCACGAUUAGCAGCAAAGCCGAAGAGGGCGAYGAGAAGUGCAAGUUGGCUUUCGACAUUCUCGUCGAUCGUCUGCUGGGAUUUGUGGGAGACUAUUACGUGAAGCUAGGCGGGCGGGUGGAUGCAUUGGUUUUCGCCGGCGGUAUCGGAGAGAAAGGCGUGCAGUUGAGGAGGGCGGUUGUGGAUGGAGUGUCGUGCCUUGGAUUUGAACUUGAAGAGAGUGCAAACAAGAACCCGGGUGAUCGUGUCGUUGUGGAUGUAGGAUCAGAGAAGAGUAGACAUCGAGUCUUGGUCGUGCAGACUGACGAGCAGGCCGAGAUGGCUAGGCAAUGCGCCCAGCAUGCAGACGAGCUGCGGCGACCGCGGGAGUGA
Molecule: messenger RNA, 1275 nt
Organism: Ramularia collo-cygni
Lineage: Eukaryota; Fungi; Ascomycota; Dothideomycetes; Mycosphaerellales; Mycosphaerellaceae
Product: related to acetate kinase
Exons: 1
Coding region: 1-1275 (424 amino acids)
Biological process (GO): acetate metabolic process; phosphorylation
Molecular function (GO): acetate kinase activity
Source: RefSeq, a predicted model, not a curated record